AUGGACCUCCGAUUCGACAGCCGCGACUACCUGUCGACGAGAGUGUUCACGGAUGACUGGUAUCAUCCCACGGGGACCAACAUCGACGAAUACGAGGACGAUAGUGACCACAAGAAGAUGGACGCUGAGAAGAACAACUGCGCGGUGUUCGUCGCCUGGAUGGCGGAGAAACUGAAAGUCAAACAGCCUGAUGUUGGAGACUAUCGCCUAGCUGAAGCAUAA
Molecule: messenger RNA, 222 nt
Organism: Anthostomella pinea
Lineage: Eukaryota; Fungi; Ascomycota; Sordariomycetes; Xylariales; Xylariaceae
Source: the annotation of a GenBank genome assembly